CGGAAAUACGUUUUACUAGUUUCUGUAUUCAUGGUGAAGUGAGCGGGUAUCCUAAGAACUGGUGACCAAAAAGGUGACUAUUAGUUCGGGUUAUAUGACUUCAUAACUCGAGUCUGUGUGCAUGGCUUCGCCACCAAGCUGCCUGUGUAGUAAAAUCUAUUGAUCACAUGUAGAACCCUACCAAACUCAAGGUUCUAUCAGAGUGUGUGCACGUUCGGUUUGUAGUCAGCGAGAAAUCAUGUAACUUGAAUGCAUGUCUGGUGUUUCUGAUUUACUAUGGUUCCUUAUAUGAAGGUUGCAUUCGUAGCUGUGAUAUCCUGCAGCUUGGUAUAGUGCAGUCUCUGCUAGGAACGCUGCCAUAGCAGCGCAAUAGCAGGAUAUUUAAUUUUGUGCAAAAUGUGAAUAAUUGUUUUCCACAAAUAAUAAAUUGCCUUCAUUGAUUAGUAAUGAUAAUGAAAAAGAGAAAACUCAUUACCACUUGAUUGUGGUUCAGUAGAAUUUCCAGUUCGUGGUUAUAAACAAAAUGUAUGAAAUUGGACACUUGAGUGAUGGUUUGGACAUUGGGCUUUAUUAAUUAAAACAGGCGUUGAGUGAGACUUGACAAGGGAACUGCAUAUUUUAGACAAACAUAGCUGACUAUCCAAUUCUGUUAUUUUGCCAUGUGAUGUGUAACUCCCUUAUUUAUCAUUAAGAACUGCACUACAUGACACUUAGAGGAAAAAAAUUAUACGUAAAUGCACCACAAACAAAAGAUUUAAUAUUAACAACUAAACUUGAUAUUUUAAGUGAAAAAAGACUCAAGUCUCAUAGCUAGAUGUGUGCAUUAAUGCUUUUCAGCUAGUUCAAAUGAAUCAAACCCCUUUUAAUCCAGGGUUUGACAAAUUUGCUUUGAAUCUGUAAGCCAGCUAAAAAAGUUAGGAGGCAGGUUUUUUUUUAACUAACAAAGCUUUAUUUUCAACAACCAAAAAAUAACAGAUCUUAAAGUGACAAUAUAGUUACCUGAAACACUACAGGUUAAUGUGAUUUAUGGUGUCUAUAACCUGUUUCUGCAGGCUUUUCAAUGUAAACACUGCCUUUUCAGAGAAAAGGCAGUGUUUACAUUGCUGCACAGUAAUACAUCUAGUGGCAGUCAUUUAGCAUGGAGGUGCUGAACGUUCCCGUUAGAGAUGCAUUGAUUCAAUGAGGAGACACUGAUUGGCGCAGCACAGCAUUUUGCUGUACAUGCGCAAUAGCCUCCGAGUGCUUUCCUAUGGGAAAGCAUUGGAAUGGAUGAGAUCAUUAAUAUUGAUUAUCUCUGCCAUGGAGACCAGUGCAGCGUGGUGGAAAAAGAUGAGUAAAAAUACCUUUUGCAUGCAAUCGAAGGGGAAAGGUGAGGGGGCAGUCACCUAUUAAGACAGAAACACUCACUGACAGACACACAGAUUCUCUCACACACUCACAAAUUAUUUGUUUUAUUUUAAUUAUCGUGCACCCAACCUCCCUACCUUUUGGAGAACUGGAGGGGAUCUUUUCCCUGUGUGGCUGCUGUAAUCUUUAAGUUCUUCUUUCUCGGCUCUCUUGUGCGCUGUUUAGUGAUGCGUGGCCAGCGUGAUGACAUAUUUGACUUCAAACAUCACAACAGGAUGCGCAAUGGAGCAGAGCAAGAAGAGCUUGAAUAUUACACCUCCAUUCUCCCUCAGCCAGUUGUCUCUAACCUCCAUUAGUCGUCCAAGAAGACAUAGUUUUAAAUUAGAGGGGCAAAGGUUUAAAAAUAAUAUCAGGAAGUAUUACUUUACAGAGAGGAUAGUGGAUGCAUGGAAAAGUCUUCCAACUGAAGUGGUAGAGGUUAACACAGUAAAGGAGUUUAAGCAUGCGUGGGAUAGGCAUUAGGCUAUCCUAACUAUAAGAUAAGGCCAGGGACUAAUGAAAGCAUUUAGAAAAUUUAGCAGACUAGAUGGGCCGAAUGGUUCGUAUCUCCAGUCACAUUCUGUGUUUCUAUCUCCAUCUCGGCUGAACAGGCUGACAAGUACCCACAUUUGACAAAUUCCAGGUUGCCAUGGCGACUAGGAAUUUUCUCCUGGCUUCUGUGAUUUGUUGAACCCUGUUUAAUCUACAUCCGAACAAAUCAAUAUUGGAUUAAUAUGUGAAGUCUUAUUAAAUGUAAUGAAUAAAACUCUACAGGUAAAUCUCUGACGAUCAAUUCAUUCAGGCGUAGAUUAAAAUUAACUUGAUUUGUUCAUACCAACUGAAAAGCAUUAAUUCACAAGUCUAGUAGUAACUAUCUUAGAUGCCUAUUUUUGUCUUGCUUAAUACACAAUACUCUACUUGAGUACAUUUUGCGUAAUGUGUAUGUAUAUAGGUCUGAAUACUGGCAAGUGUUUUAUUAACCAUUUCUGUGUUGUUCAUUUGCUUUUUUUUUUUUAGGUUACCGAUUUUCUCUGUGUAGGUGGACAAAGUGCAUCCAUUACAAAAUGGGGCGAAGAUCCACUUCAUCCACGAAGAGUGGGAAGUUCAUGAACCCCACAGAUCAAGCUCGUAAGUCCUAUUUCUAACACAGGCAUCAAUGGACUUGUAUUUAAUGUCGUUGUUGGUUGGUUUUUUUUUUGGUUUUUUUUUAACAAUAAUAGUUACCUAUAAAAAAAAUUAAAUAGUAUCUAAACAUUUAGCUAGCAAAAGUAUAGAUUGGUAGAAACCUAUUUUAAAAUAGCCUCUAUGCAGAAUAAUUGAUUGAUAAAGGAGGGCAGAAAAGACUGAUUUUACAUUUGGAUUCAUCUCUGUGUUAUAUUAAUGCGUGUCUAAAUUUUAUAACGUUAGCCCAAGGCCAUCAGUAGUAGUUGAUAUAAAACAAUCUUGGUACAUUUUAAUUUAAGUGUUGUAUAGUUACAUUACAUAAAUGUUGAUAAAUUAAUUGUCUCUUAUUUUAUCAGGAAAGGAGGCAAGGAAGAGGGAGCUAAAAAAGGUAAGACAUUCCAUCAUAUUCUAAACAAUCAAAUCUGAUUUAUUAUGCUUAGCUAUGAACAAACAUUCUUUAUUGUAACAUCAACAUAUGUUUCAGCGGUAAUGUCCUUUUAUGCAAAGCUUUCUUAGCAUGGUUACAGUGGCUAGUUUAAAAAUUAGGGAUAACAAACUGAGUAUUGUCUAUUUACUGAAUAUAUCAAUAAUUGUAUUCAAAUAUCUUUCCUGCUCUUAUAGCAUAAUAGUUACUCCAAACACCAUACCCACUGCAUCAUCCUGUAGUUGUUAUGGUGCCACAAGUCCACUGGUGACUUCUCACUUUUAGCAUUGUUUCCUUUUAAGAACCAAAUAAAAGUGUACUUAGCGUUGUAUGAGAACAGCAAGAAAGAGUGAAACUGCAAUGAGAUAACUUAAAUGAGAAAUUACAGUAUUUGAAAAAGGCAAUUUUAACAGUUUUUAGCCAUAUUUACAUGGGUACAUACUCUUGUGGUUUCAUAAUUUCCUCCUCUUUUUUACAGAACAAAAAGCAGAGGAUGAUGGUGAGAGCAGCUGUGCUGAAAAUGAAAGAUCCAAAACAAAUAAUCAGGGACAUGGAGAAACUUGAUGAGAUGGGUAAGUUCUAGAUAAGGUAGUCAAUAGAUUAAAAGAAAAGAAAAAAAGUGUUUAUCUUUCUAAACAAACUUGUGACAUAAUAUGAAGCAUUAGGACAUAGCCUUGGCAAUCAUAAUUGUCACUUCUAUCUAAUGCAAUCCAUUACUGCCAUCAGAGGACUAAAUGUAAUUCAUUAAUAAAAUAUGAUUACAAGCAUUAACACAAUAAUAUGAAACUCAUAGAGCAGAGGUAGACAACCUUUGGCACUCGAUGCUGGGGGCUACAUCUCCCUGUUUGUGUAAGAGCAUUAACAAAGAUGUAUUGAACAACAUUUGGAGUGCUGAAGGUUGUCUGCACCUGUCAUAGAACAACAGUAAUAAUUUUUUUUGUAUGUGUUUUUAAAAUACAUGGUUGCAGGAACCGAGGACAGAAAGACAAUAUAGCCCUAAAAAGUACAUUUUCAUCUUCGCGUAGUUGUAUAUCGCGUAGUUUAUCUGAAAGUCAUCAAUGAUUGUGUUUGACCUUCUCUGCCUUUGGACAUGAUAGUAUUUGUUUACCUUAAUGCUAAUGACAGAGAGCAUUAGAAAAUGAUUUACAUUUGUUUGCUGUUGCUUUUGUUGUAGCAUAAUGUAUGCAUAGUUUGUUUUUUUUCUUUAAGUUGGCACCCCAGAUGUUUCCAAAUUACAGUUUUGUUUGGGUUGACUGAAUAUUAUUGGUAAUGUAGGCAAGACUCACACCUAACUAUCAGUGCCAAAAUGUUUGUAUUUUGUUUUUCUCCUCGAUUGGCUAACGUUAAAAAUUUUGACAUAUCCAUCCCUUCCUCUCCCCCUUUUAUUACCACAGAAUUUAAUCCUGUGCAACAACCUCAGCUUAAUGAAAAAGUUCUCAAGGACAAGAGGAAGAAGUUAAGAGAAACAUUUGAACGUAUUCUACGCUUGUAUGAAAAGGAAAAUCCAGAAACUUACAAGGAGCUUCGGAAAAUUGAGCUGGAUUAUGAGCACAAAAGGUCCCAGCUCAGCCAGUAUUUUGAUGCUGUGAAGGUAUGAGUGACCCAGGGACGUGAUUUUUCCAAUUAACAUUUGUAUGCAAAUGUAUUUUCAGAACUAAAGAUCAACGGUCCUAAACAAAAUGUGUGGAUGGUAAGGGUAGUUUUAGGGGGGUAUUUAAAUUUAAGCAUUGCAUUGUACUAGUGAAAGGGCCAGCAAUUAUAUCAAUUUAAUAUUGUAUUUUGUUGCCCACUUCAUUAUGCAGGUUCAGCAUCCCCCAAUGGAUAUGAUGCCAUUGACCACACUAUAUCACUGUGCAAACUAAAUGUAUCAACAUUUCAAUCUCUCUAUAUGGUAUUUGGUUUUAAAAGGAUUAAAAAAAAAAAUCUCUGCAAAAUGUUAACCUGUAGUAGUAUUUGUCAGCAUUGCCAUGUUUUUAUGAGUUACCAUUCACCUUAAAUAUUGUUUUCAUCUUAGUGUUUUUCUGUGCAUUUGCGGAAAGAUAUUUGUUUUCCACAAAUGUCUUGAUUUGUGGAACAGUGCUAAUCUCUUCUGCAUAUUUCACCAUACAAUAGCAUGGCUGUGUUCAGAGUUUUAGGGUAAAUGAGCAAAAAUGUGAUGGUUCCUUUUUAAAGGGGCAAUAUAAAAAAGUAUCUUGCAUUUAAAAUCCCUGUUUUUUGGGGGGGUUUUUUACGGUAUCUGAUGUGAAAUCACACCAAAUCAGGAUAUAAAUGGUCCUGUAAUUUUCUAUAGCAAUGUCAAGGUUAUAUUCUAAGCAGUCCUUUAUGGACACAGCUAGAGGUUCUUGAAGUUGUCGUUAAAUUGUCAGGUUUCACUGUUGAAAGUUAAGUUAAAAUACAACUUAACUACGCAUAUAUAGUGUGCUAGUGCCUGGAGGGACCCUUUUCAAGCCAAUAGUGUACCAGUGUUUUCAGAGAACUCUUAACCAGUCAUUUUAUUUCUUUAUUCAGAAUGCUCAGCACGUUGAGGUGGAGAGCAUCCCUCUGCCAGACUUGCCACAUGCCCCUUCCAACAUUUUGAUCCAGGACAUUCCCCUGCCAGGAGCCCAGCCACCAUCCAUCUUGAAGAAGACAUCUGCUUAUGGGUAAAACAAGCAUUUAUUUAAAAAAAAACUGGGAUAAUCUCACCUUGGGUUUAAAAUUACUUUUUUUAUAAUUUAAUUUUUUUCUUCAUAUUUCGAAAGAAAGUUCAAAAUGCUAUUGCUGCUUGAAUGUUGUAAAAUGGGCUUGUUUUAGCAGAUAUCUGCUGUGUUACACAUACGUUGACUGCUGUUUUACAAUUGAGCAGCCCCUUAUUCCACAGCUGAUAAGUUGUCUCUAUGGUAAGAUUACUGAAUAAGAAAAUGUCUACAACAUUUAUUGUGUGAAACCAGAUCACUAUAGAGUGGCCUUGUUUCACAAAUACUUAUAAAUGGUACCAUAUCACUCUAUAGUGAUGGACUAAAAGGAAUAGGCUUUGAAUACAGGGGCACACGUUGGUAUGUCAAAAUAUGUCCUACUCUUUAUAGUGUACAUUAUUCUCAAAAUUACAAUUACAGUCCCUUUUUUUUUUUUUUUUUUUUGGUGUAGUACUGUCAGGGACUAGAGCAUGCUUUCCACUGGCACAUGGAAGCGCUCUUGCAGGAGGCAAAUUGGCAUGUAUCUUGAAAAGUACAUGCCAUUUAUCCCCCAUAGAAAAUUCUAAAUUAAUACUAUAGGGAUCAAGACAACUUGAGCUUAACAUAGCAUUUUGGUGUAUAGAUCAUGCUCCUGCAGUGUUCGAUUAUCUGCCAUUUAGGAGUUAUAUCACUUUUGUUUCUGUUUAUGCAGCCCAAGCCAUACCUCCCCUAUAUGUGACUCACAGCCUGCAUGAAAUAAAAAUGUUUGAAUUUUAGUCCGAUGUUAACUUGCUUUAGACGUUUUUAUCUUCUCUAUAAAUUCAAAUUGAAUUACACGCAGAAGGCUCCUGCAGACUCUAGAAGACUAUUAACAGAGCGGGAGAUAAGAAAUUCUAGAUUAAACAGACUGUGCACUAAAGGAACCCAUACUAUAUCUAGGUUCCUUUUCAGGAAGGCUGUCUAAGAGACAUGCACAGUGUGAUUAGGACUCUAUAGACAAAGUGAUUUAACUCCUAAAUCGGAGAGAAUUGAGCAGUGAGAUUACAUGGGCACGAUCUGUUCUCUACACCAAAACUACUUUAUUAAGCUAAAGUUGUUUUGAUGACUAUAGUAUCUUAAUAAACAUCCUGUAGCUGUUGUGGUUUUUGUGUAUAGAGUCUUCUUUAAAGGGACUCUCCAAGCACCCAGACAACUUCUGCUCAUUGGAGUGGUCUGGGUGCCAACUCCCACUACCCUUAACCCUGCAAGUGUAAUUAUUGCAGUUUUUAUAAAUAAUAAUUACCUUGCAGGGUAAAGUCCUCCUCUAAUGGCUGUCUAUCAGACAGCCACUAGAGGGACUUCCAUGUUCUUAGAACACGAAAAACGAAAAGUGUUUUAAGCGAUGCUGGACAUCCUUACGCUAUGUGAGGAACUCCAGCGUCGCCAAAAUCCCCAUAGGAAAUCAUUGAACAAAUGUUUUCCUGGCACUGGAGAGUCCCUUUAAACAGUUUGAUAUUAAUAUGUUACUAAAAUAUUGUGCUAAACAGAUUUUAAAAAAUUUAAAAGGCUAUAUUAUGGUGCAACACGUUUGCUGAUAACUGAACUAUUUUCAUUGUAACACUGGCUUUAUAAACUAUAAAGGAGUGAUGAAAUUAAUUCACCUUGCAACUCCCUCUUUUUCCAGUCCUGGGCGAAGUGUCCCCAUGCCUUUCCCUCCUGGACAUGGUGUUCCACGUUUACCUCCAGGAAAGAAGCCCCCAGGACCUCCUCCUGGUCCUCCUCCACCACAGGUACUACAAAUGUAUGGUCGUAAAGUUGGGUUUGCACUAGAGAAUAUAAUGAGGCGGCGGGAAGAGGAGGCGAGAUACAGCCCUGAAAAAGGUGAGGCUUCUGUAGUUUGUCUCAGUUACUGGUAACUAGUCAGCAUAUCCUAUACUUGGUUUACUAUGACCGGUUUUCUGUGCUCUUAUUCUCAACAGGUCAAAGGGACCAGCAUGAUGACUCAAGCUCAAGUGAAGAUGAGGGUUAUCCACAUGAGAUGGAGCAAGAUAAAGAUGACGAUGGCAGCAGUUUAGAAGACAGUGAUAGCAACCAAUCAGACAUCAGGGACAGUGAUGGAGAAGAGUAUGUUCAGCGUGAUGAAGAGAGGAAGGACAGUGGAGAAAAGAAAGCUGGUGAGAUGAACAUGUUAACCAAGCAUCUAGUGGAGGUUUUGCAUUUUAACAUUCUUUUAAUUCAACAUGAAACAAGACCUUAAUGUUAAUGCUGAAGUGUUAAUUUUUUAAGAUUUAGGUUAGUAGUAAUUUUGGUAUAUUAGUUUACUGUUCUGUUUUUCUCUACUGCAAAUAGACAUCUUUUUUUUUCUACAGGUCAUAGUGUACGGUUUGCUGAUGCACCAGAAAAGCCUCACAAAAAGAGAAAGAAGAAUGUGAAGGACUUGACUCCACUCCAAGCUAUGAUGUUGCGAAUGGCAGGUAAUUAAUCAAAAUUGGAGACACCGUAGAUUUAUGGAAAAGUAUCCAAGCAUAAAUGCAGUAUAUAUUUUAAAUGCUUUAGUCUGAUUAGGCUGUUAGAUAAGUGUAUUCCAAAAAUUAACAAUAUAUAUUGAUACACCUAUUCUUAGAACCC
Molecule: messenger RNA, 8235 nt
Organism: Pelobates cultripes (western spadefoot toad)
Lineage: Eukaryota; Metazoa; Chordata; Amphibia; Anura; Pelobatidae
Source: the annotation of a GenBank genome assembly